This is a messenger RNA of Cheilinus undulatus (humphead wrasse), 1086 nucleotides long. It is a transcript of the gene asip1, whose product is annotated as agouti signaling protein 1. The record is from RefSeq and is a predicted model, not a curated record. The transcript is spliced from 4 exons. Gene Ontology annotation, cellular component: extracellular region. Gene Ontology annotation, biological process: positive regulation of melanin biosynthetic process; hormone-mediated signaling pathway; melanosome organization. Gene Ontology annotation, molecular function: melanocortin receptor binding; neuropeptide hormone activity. Lineage: Eukaryota; Metazoa; Chordata; Actinopteri; Labriformes; Labridae. Bases 309 to 689 code for a protein of 126 amino acids.
GCAGAGAGGACAAUAAAAGGAGGGCUAGGAGAGAGAGAAAACAAAGAGAGGGGAGGGAAGUCAGAUAUGAGACUGGGACAGGAAACCAGAAGGUGAACCACAAGAGUCUGAGGGAAGGAAUCAAGAAAAUCAGAGGUGAAGUGAGGAUUAAGGGAGGGAGGAGAGGACAGAAGAAGAUUUGUGGACCAAUAAGAGAGUGAAGCAAGAAAGAGAAAAGGAGAAAAGAGAGCGGCACGAUAUAGAAAAGAAGAGAGACCGCAAAAUUACAGAGCGUGACACACUGACGGAGCGCCGAACUCCAGAUAAAGAUGCACGCCGUCCUGCUGCUCGGCUGCUUCGUCCUGGCUGCGACUCAGUACCUUUUUGGCUCUGCUCACAUGAUUCCAGAGGAGAGACUCUCCAGUAACAGGGUGGUUGUAUCCAACGCUCUGUCUCAAAGCAUCGAGGCUUCUUCCCCUCCUGUUGUUAUUGUAGAGUUACCGAAAUCAACGAGGAAGAACAGGAAGCCCAAGAAGCAGAGAAAGAACAAAUUUGGUGUGAAGAAGCGCCCUCCUCCUCCUCCCAACUGUAUUCCCUUGUGGGGAAGCUGUAAAUCUCCCAACAACGUGUGCUGUGAUUUCUGUGCCUUCUGCCAGUGUCGGCUCUUCAGAACUGUGUGUUUCUGUCGGAUGGGUAACCCUCGCUGCUGAGCGGCCGGCGGCAGCUCGCUACGCGCUAACGGCGAUCCACUGGGUGAACACUGUGAGAGGUGAAGGAUCGGUAGCUCUUGGUUUGUAAUUUCACUGCAUGACAGCACUUUAUAAAAGGACACCUCCACAGUGAACCUUUAAAAACGUUACAGGGUGUACCGCUUAUAGCACUGCCAGGAAACUCAUGUAGACGAGUUUGAUUCAAGUUGUUGGUUUUAAAGCAGAGAUGCUAACUGUUUUAUUGGACUCUGAGCAUAAAGCAUGCAUAAACUGAAGAUGCUUGCUGAAAAAGUUUGAUAUAUUGCUUUAUUUUUACACAGAAAUACAUGAAUGUGCAUUACUACAUAUGUACUACAAAUUUACUGGGUAUGAAAUACUUCAGAAGCUUGUAAUAAAG